Thrips palmi is the source of this 632-nucleotide messenger RNA. RefSeq lists its product as uncharacterized. The transcript has 3 exons. The record is from RefSeq and is a predicted model, not a curated record. NCBI's taxonomy places the organism in Eukaryota, Metazoa, Arthropoda, Insecta, Thysanoptera, Thripidae. The coding region runs from base 117 to 632 and encodes 171 amino acids.
UUCAUCGCUCCACUCUAACAACCAGGUCUGGUGCCAACCAACAAGUAUUUAAUGGAAGCUCGGACCCUGUGGCAGGGAAGCCUCUCCGUCACUUGCCCGUGUUCCCCUCCGUCCACAUGGCUAGGAAGCCGGUGCGGACGCUCCGCACCUGCAGCUGCCAAGCGCUCCUCAAGGGCCUGCUGGCGGCGGUGGAGUCGGCUGCGGCCCGAGACCCCGCCCCGCUGGAGCCGGACGAGGGACUGCGCGACUUGAUCAGUCGGGCCCCACUGCAAGUCCGCGAGCAACUGUUCAAGCUUCUCGAGAAUCGGCACCUGUCCGGUCGCGUCGAGCUGCUGCUGCUGCGUCUGCUGGCGGCGCCGGGCCUGAAGGAGGUGCGCGUGCCGGAGGUGGCGGACCUGGGCGCGGAGGCGCUGGACCUGGUGGUGCCGCUGCUGCUGCGGCCGCUGGGCGCCUCGCUGCAGACCAUGGACCUCCGCUGGGUGACGUUCCCGGACGGCAGCCCCCACCAGGCGGCGCUCUGCGACGCGCUCGCCCGGCAGGAGUUCGCCAAGCUGACCGUGGUGCGGCUGCAGGGCGCCACGGACGCGCUGCUGGAGGCCGUCGCCAAGGGCUGCCCCGUGCUGCAGACGUGA